This is a messenger RNA of Musa acuminata AAA Group (dessert banana), 501 nucleotides long. Its product is annotated as oleosin 14.9 kDa-like. The record is from RefSeq and is a predicted model, not a curated record. Lineage: Eukaryota; Viridiplantae; Streptophyta; Magnoliopsida; Zingiberales; Musaceae. Gene Ontology annotation, cellular component: membrane; monolayer-surrounded lipid storage body. The transcript has a single exon. The coding region runs from base 1 to 501 and encodes 166 amino acids. Gene Ontology annotation, biological process: lipid storage.
AUGGCGGAGCUACAAGACGCAGAAUCGAGUCCUUCCCGAUACGAUUACUUUCACCGCCACCAGAAACAAGGACAGCGACAAGAACAGCAGCACGUCAGUGGCACCCAAAUCCUCUUCGGUGCCGCUGCCAGCCUCGCCUUGGGAGGGCCACUUCUCGGGACCAUGGGAUGCGACCUCUUAGCCUCUACCAUUCUCCUCCUCGUCGCCGCCCCUCUUCUGCUGCUCUUAAGCCCGGUCCUUCUGACGGCGGCCUUCGUCGUCGUCGCAUCGGUGGUCGGCUUCGGCUUGUCGGCGGCGAUGGCGUUACUUGGGCUCUCUGCCUUCCGAUGGGCUCUCCGUUGCGUUCGCCAAGGCGGGCCGUACGAUGUCGGCAAGUUCGUGGAUAUGCUGACACUGUCCGGGCAUAGAGUGAAGGAGAAAUCUCCCAACUUUGAAGAACACCACGGGCAGUAUGUUAGCUAUGUAAUCCCAAGUGAGAAGGGAAUAAAUGGAGGAAUGUGA